UUUGGCUCUUUCCCCUCCGGCACACGCAGGCUCCCCUGAGUGGAUCCGCACGUAUCGGUCACGGGAACGGCUCCUGCCCUUGCCGGAACCUUCGUGAGGGAGGGUGGCGGCUCGUGGUGCGGUGGGGCCGCCACUCCCCGGGCGCGGAUCCCCCCGCCCUGCGCGCCGCGCUAAGGCCGUGCCGCAGCCCCGCCUCGGUGCCUCCCGGCGGGAGCGGCCGGAGUUCCCGCCCCGCGGGAACGGGGCGGCCGCGCGGGCUCCGCUCGGGAUUCGGCUCCGCUCGGGUUUCGGCUCCGCUCGGGAUUCGGCUCCGCUCGGGAUUCGGCUCCGCUCGGGAUUCGGCUCCACUCGGGAUUCGGCUCCGCUCGGGUUUCGGCUCCACUCGGGAUUCGGCUCCGCUCGGGAUUCCCCUCCGCGCCCCGGGGCGGGGCGGGGCGGGGCGGGGCGCGCGCCCCCGCCGGGCCGUGACGUCACGGGCGCGCUGCGUCAGGGGCGGCCGGUGGCGGCGGCGCGCGGGGCAGGCGCGCGCGGGGGCCAUGGCGGCGGGGUACCAGCACCGGCCCAACGGCGGCGGCGGCGCCCCCCUGCCCGACCCCUCCUUCCUGUGGAACGUGUUCCAGAGAGUUGAUAAAGACAGGAGUGGAAUAAUAUCUGAUAAUGAACUUCAGCAGGCAUUAUCCAAUGGCACAUGGACUCCAUUUAAUCCAGCAACAGUCAGGUCAAUUCUUGGCAUGUUUGACAGAGAAAACAAAGGGGGUGUGAACUUCAAUGAAUUCACAGGAGUUUGGAAAUACGUCACAGACUGGCAGAAUGUCUUUCGAACGUAUGACAGAGACAAUUCUGGAAUGAUUGACAAAAAUGAACUAAAGCAAGCACUAACAGGUUUUGGUUACCGACUGUCUGAUCAAUUCUACGAUAUCCUUAUUCGGAAAUUUGACAGACAAGGAAGAGGACAAGUUGCUUUUGAUGAUUUUAUUCAGUGCUGUGUUGUUCUACAGAGGCUGACCGAUGUGUUCCGAAGGUAUGAUACUGAUCAGGAUGGCUGGAUUCAGGUGUCCUAUGAGCAGUAUCUUUCCAUGGUCUUCAGCAUUGUAUGACACCGAUAACCAGGAAUCGCACACUGGCAUUACACAGACUGGAGCUGCCAAAUCAUCCUCUUCUGAACAAGAUAACUGAUGUAUUAUAAUGGAUGUAACAUCACAUUCUUAAAUUUUGUAUGUUGGUAAUCACCGUCAGAAUCUGUACUUGAGUUGGUUUUUAUUUUGUAUUAUUGUAUGAUAUGACCAUCUCUGCUUACUGUAGUACAGAAAGCACAGAAUCUAGAUUUUAACUGGUAUAAUGUUGAACAUUACCUCUUACACAUAUCAUGCAUGGGAAAAAUGACUCUUUAGAAAUGCCAAAUUAAAAUAAUGCUUGUUAGUUUGUAUCAGUUGAAAGCCAGAAGUUGCACAACAUGUUUUGCAUGUGCCUUACUUUUAUAAGAGUUUAAUGUAUUAAUUUUUAAUACAGAAUUUAAAAUUAAGUAAAAAUACUAGGCCAACUUUCAGUCUAUAUCACUUUUGUAUAGCUUUAAGGGGAUGGUGAUUUUAUUUCUGUAUUCUUCUCUUCUACGAUUCAGGGUUCUCUCCACUUGGGUGGCCUUUUUAAAUUUUAUUUUCUAGCUGCCUCCUUCUUUCAGGAUAUCUGUGGGAUGGCUUCAAAUACAACUUCUUCACACCUGUGAA
This is a messenger RNA of Poecile atricapillus (Black-capped chickadee), 1724 nucleotides long. RefSeq names its product programmed cell death 6 (gene PDCD6). Lineage: Eukaryota; Metazoa; Chordata; Aves; Passeriformes; Paridae. The coding region runs from base 537 to 1097 and encodes 186 amino acids. The transcript is spliced from 6 exons. The record is from RefSeq and is a predicted model, not a curated record. Gene Ontology annotation, molecular function: calcium ion binding.